AUGAGUAACAUUACUGACUAUUAUGAACAAAAACUAAAAAAAUAUCAUUUUGCAAUUUCAUCAGAAAAUGAACGUACAUUCAUGAAAAUGAAUAUGGAAGCAAUAACUAAACCUGUAUUAUUCGUCUUAAAAAAUGCCGAUUCUUUUCUUCUUCCUAUUCCUCCUAAUACUAAUUAUCCGAUAAAUUAUAACAGUAGAUUAGCAUGA
Molecule: messenger RNA, 207 nt
Organism: Schistosoma mattheei
Lineage: Eukaryota; Metazoa; Platyhelminthes; Trematoda; Strigeidida; Schistosomatidae
Source: the annotation of a GenBank genome assembly